AUGAUGAUUAUCAAGAUCUUCGUGGUCUUUUUUCUGCUUCUCAUUGGUAUUUUCCAACCACCAGGUAAAUGUACUUGUAUUAUCUUCUGCACGAUAAUUGUUUUUUCUAGUAAAUGGUAUCCGGGUUAGCCAGGAUCAUAUACUUCACUGGAAGAAGCUAAAACUACGUUGACUGCCUGUCUCCUUUUCAUAAAGAUAUCCCAUGAAUAAACAGAUUAACUGCCUCUGGACUUUUGAUAUGUUUCAGCUACAAUCACCACAUCGCUUCAAGUAAACAUAGCUUGUAAUGGAAAAUUGUCGUUCUACGACAGUGAACGAAAUGAGCUACUCGACUCACGAAAUCCGGAAAAUAAGUAUGUAAGGUACACGCUUAAUCCGGAAACUAAAGUUUUGGCCUUUAAAUGUCGUAGUUACAACAAAACUAAGCCAUUGAUGAUGGGAAGCGUAAGCAAUGGAUUGGUUACAGACACUAGAUGGAAAUGCAUCAGCCUUAACGAAGACGAAACUCGAAAUUUUGGUCUCAAAUCUUGGACCAAAAAGGACGACGUCGACGAUAGCCAUUGGCCCCAGGCUGUUGGAUACUUCUCAAACCGAGACAGCCCUUGGGGAAAGGUUUCAGAUAUAAGCGAAGAUGCUUUCUGGAUAUCCACGGCUGCAGAAAAACACUGGUGGCUGUUUUGCCGACGACGACUAUCUGAGAUGCCUCUGAAACAAAGAAUGCAAAAUGGUUUGUCUUUAUAUUGUUCCUGCUAAUCGUCUUCUAUCCCCAACAAAAUGUUUUAAAAUACUUUGUAAAAUUUAGCUUCCUUCACUUUCAUUCACACCUUACCUUUUUUUAGUUAAGAAACACUUAAAUUAUUUGGAGAGUGGGAUAUGUUAAUUUGGUGGACAAGCCAUGACACUCUCUCAAGGAUUUAGCUCCCUCGGCUUCUCCCUCUCCUUUAAAUAUUUAAACUCAGUGCGCAAAUUUAAAAUAAUAUAUCAACUUUGAAGUCUCCAAACUGUCAAUGACUGAUGUAGCUUCAUUCUAUUCUAUUUUCCCUUAUAAUAUUUACACCAGGUAACUGUGAAAUUACAUAUCACAAUUGAAGUGGAUAGUGGAGGGCUUCAAGGAUUUAUGACCAGGAUUUUUGCUAUGCUAGGAUAAGAAAAUAGCGGUUUUUUGCGCCAUCACUUUAAAAAUGGAAAACACUAAAACGAGAUAAACAAGGUGACGGACUCUGUACCACUUAAACCUUUUCCGCCUUCUUUUAGUAAGGACAUCAGAUUUGAAAUAAAUUAUUGGCUUGAUUAUAUUAUCCUCCACUUAGCCAGCGAAUACUCCAAUAAAACAGUGUACCGUGCAUAAUUAUUACGACAAAUUUUAUUUCUAUUUGUAGGGGUUUUUCAAGCAACGCUAGCUGACGUAGAUCACGCCCUCUUUAGUCACUCUCGGUCUCAACACGAGGUCAGUGACGUCAUGCAGUGUUUCAAGAGAUGCCAUAAUGAUUCCCAGUGCCUCUCGUUCAACUUUGAGUACGCUACAGUUAAACUCUCGAAAACCUGCGAGCUAAAUGGCGUUACUAAGAACCAAGAUCCUAACCAUUACGUCAGCAGACCGGGUUUCACUUAUUACGAGAAAGUAGGAUGACUGUCGAAGCGAAGCUGACACAUAUUUUGUGUUGUGGUGUUGACUGAGUUUUUGUUUUCCUGUCGAUUAUAACCAUAUUAAUUUAUAAACUCUUAUAAAGUCCGUUCGGUCACUUUUAUCUUUCCAAGGUAUUCCUUUUAGCCUGCUCUGCCUCCUAGGCCGACUGAUUUCCUUAGCUAAAGGCCCUGUGUGGCUUACUUUUACUGCAGUCUCUUCUGGAGCCAUUUGAGCACAAUUUAAGCCCAAACAGCUCAAUCAAAAGGCUAUUCCAGCCCACGCUGGGGCCCAUUUCAGCCUUUGGGUCCAAAUCAGCCCAGGUAGAUGGACUGUAUUGGCCCUCUUUUAAGGGAGCCAAAUUAGACUCAAAAAUAGGAUUUUAUUUUACUCACCGAAACGGCCCCAUUUUUAGGACCAAAACAGAUCUUUCUGAUUUACGGAGUGACCUUUCUCGUAUCUCUUUGGUGAUUGUUUGCCAUAGUAGUUAAACCAUCACUGCCCUGCAAUAUGAAUCAGCACCUACGAUCACAACCUUACCUGUCCUUGAAUAUUUUUGUAAUGUAAAAAGGCUGAUGGUAGGUCACAUUAUCAUUUUUCCCUCUGGGAAACAACAGUAAUUAGAACAAAACAACGGCUGGUUUAUUUAUUAAGGAAGACCGAGUUAAUUCACUUUCGGUUAGGAUAUAAUUGAAAUCAAAUUUGCCAGGAUGGCACAACUGUAGAAAUCGAUUCAUUGCCUUUACUUUCUUGAUCAAAAGAAAAAGUUUUUUGCUCUUUUUGUUUUGUUUCGCAAGACGUGAAUUAAUUAAGCCUGACACUUUUGCCAACCUUACAUAUCAUUAUGAAUCUGAUGGUUCUGCUCCAAUUUGCAUCAAUUCAUUUGCUUAUCAAGGACUCUUUUGUUACACGGAUAACAGCAAACUAACAUUAAUUGCUGAAACCGAUUAAAAAUAAAUAACACCUGUUCAUCACUUCCUAAAAUUGUCUCCAAACCAAACUGAUAGAAUAGGAAAUUAACCGGGCGUUUGAGAAUUUUCACUUUGAAGAUAAAUGGUUAAUUAAACAACACCAUCUGUCUAAACAUACAGGUCUCUUGAGGAGUCGAAGUUGCUGUUGCGAUUAAUUUGGUUAUCUAUAGCGGAUUUGAGGUGAUUUUAUCGAUUUUCGUCAAGCAAAACGAAAUGAAACAUUCUUUUUUGUGUCUUCUGCUUGUCACCAUUUUCCUUUCUUCAGGUAAGAGUAGCAAUAAUGAACAACGCAAGAUAGUUUAAACCUAAAUAUGAUGUUUCAAAAAGGUCGUUUCGAGCUAAUUUUAGGCUGGUGUUUUUUCUAAAUAAACUGUUUAAUAAAUUUUCUAAAGUAACUCCAUUUUGUAACACGAAAAUUUUUAUUAGUAUUCGCUGAGUAACUUUUCUGGUUGUUCUCUCGGGUGUUUGAUAUGAUUUUUUUAGCGAAUGAUAUCUUUUUCCUGCAAGAACCUUGCAUUUGUUAGCAGGGAAACUAAGAAGCAAAACUAAAUUACUACCACAAUAUUUUCUUAGCCUGGGCGUUAAUGUUAGGUUUCUUUCUAGAAAAAUCCUGGAGGCUGUUCUUUUUAAUAUUUUUUUACUGUAAUAAAAGUUGGCGUUUUUUUCAGUUAGAUUCAAUUUACAGAGUAAUUUAUAAAUCUCCCAUAUUUUGGCAGCGAGCGCUGGUUGUAAAAACUUCAGCUGAGUUUAAGCCAAUCAGAAACAACGGAGGAUAUAAAUCAUUCCGGCUUGGCCCAUCAUACUUGGUAUUCAGCAAAGUACAGUUUCAGAGGAACUUUCUCAAAUAUCUUAUUGUAAGGCUUUGUUCUAAUUAGGCCUGGUUGUUAGGAUAGAAGUAAAGAGGGAACAUCAUUGACAGGACAUCUUGGGAAACAACUUAAAUUCCGAGUAUUUACUAUUCAAUGAUUACUAUAUCAGCUGCCUGAGUCUUGGUUGAUAGCUUUCGGUACUUUUAGGUGCUAUUUACCUUCUACUUUGUGUUGUUGCCCAUUGUGUAUGGCACACAUGUACGAAAACUGAUCAGAAUUGGAGGAAACUAUAAUAAUAAAAUUUUCAUCAUCGUUUUUCAGGGGAGCCAAACGAGUGUACUAAAUAUCGAACAAUUAACGACGCCAGCCGUGCAGCAAGCAACAAUAAUCGACAAUAUAAAUGUGAUAGAAGAGAUGAUAACAUAUCUACUGGGUGGUAUCGUAUGAUGGGGAAGACUGGUAACCACGUUCCAGAGUAUUGCGUUCCUAUAAAUCACUGCGGUACCCACGCACCUGGUUGGCUCAGUGGGACACACCCAAGUGUACAUGAAGGCAUAGUGAUUCGACAAGUUUGUUAUCACUGGAAAAGCCAAUGCUGCUACUGGAAAAACAACAUCAAGAUUCGAAACUGUGGAAACUAUUACGUGUAUCACUUUGUUAAGCCUCCAACGUGUCUUUUACGUUACUGUGGGGACUGGCGCCGCGAAUGGAAAGGUGAGGUAUCAGUUUGCCUG
Messenger RNA from Porites lobata, 4138 nucleotides. The record is from the annotation of a GenBank genome assembly. NCBI's taxonomy places the organism in Eukaryota, Metazoa, Cnidaria, Anthozoa, Scleractinia, Poritidae.